AUGCCCUCGGUCUUUUUAUCUAAUGCGCAGUCUUUAAGGCGCAAGAUUGACGAGCUUGAGAUCUGGGCAAAGUACAAACGUGAACUUAAAGAAUGUUGCCUGCUCGCGAUCACCGAGACGUGGCUUAAUGAAGGCGACCAGGACAGCGACUUGGCUCUCACUGGAUUCGGCUGUCCCAUCAUACUAGACCGCUCCUCUGAAGCGACGGGGAAAAGCCGCGGAGGUGGGGUCUGCUUCUAUGUAAAUCAACGAGCCAACGCCAGUGCUGCCACUCAGCUGAUAGUGGAUCAGAAAAUGGCUGUCUCCAAAGAGGUUAAGGUUGAAAUAGCCAAGGCUAAAGCCAAGUACAAAGAAAAGAUAGAAAGUCAGUACGUAAAUGGCGACCUAAGGAAAAACAAGGUCAAUCCCACUCAUAGUAUAACUCAUGGCGAGAAUGUUGAAAUCGUGGACUCUUAUAAGUACCUGGGCACAGUGUUUGACUCUCAUCUCAAGUUCGAUAUGGAGCCAGUAUUCUGCUAUGAGUCCAGAAAUGGCUCAUGUCAGAAGACCAUCUAUCCCUUGCCCGUACGCAUCACCGUCUACAUGAUUCUAGGGGUCAUAGUCAUCCUAACAGUGUGUGGAAACUUUUUGGUCGCUGUCUCAAUUGCCUUUUUUAAGCAGCUCCGUACUCCAACCAAUUACUUGAUCGCCUCUCUGGCUGUGUCCGACCUUCUUCUAGGGCUGUUAGUCAUGUUACCCGCUAUGGUUCAAUGUGUAGAGACUUGCUGGUAUUUUGGUGACGUCUUGUACCGACACUAUGCUGUUUGCCAACCUCUACUAUACAGCAGAAAAAUAUCUGUUAAUGUUGUGUUGAUCAUGAUUCUGGUCAUUUGGAGUAUUUCAGCUCUCAUAGGCUUUGGGAUGAUUUUUCUCAAAUUAAAUAUUUGGGGGAUUGAGGAGUUCUACUAUGAGCACAUUGCAUGUGAAGGAGGAUGUUUUUUGUUUCAGAGCGCACUCUCAAGUACAGUCUCAUCAGUAUUUUCCUUUUACAUUCCAGGAAUCAUAAUGCUUGGCGUUUAUCUUAAGAUUUUCCUAGUGGCACAGAAACAGUUGCACAGCAUACAGAACACAAGCUGUAUGAGCUCAGCAAAAAUAUCAAAUAAGAGCCAGACAAAAGCCACUAAAACACUUGCUAUCAUAAUGGGCGCAUUUCUGUCUUUUUGGGCUCCUUUUUUUGUCUGCAACACCAUCAAUCCCUAUAUCAGUUAUUCAACGCCACAUGCGUUGUUCGGAACACUUUUAUGGUUGGGUUACUUGAAUUCUACUGUGAACCCUUUAAUAUAUGCAUUCUUUUAUAGUUGGUUCAGAAAAGCAUUUCGAUUAUUCACUUCAGGUAACUUCUUUAAAGCCGAUAUCUCAGAAACAACACUUUUCACAGAAUAA
Messenger RNA from Sebastes umbrosus (honeycomb rockfish), 1422 nucleotides. Its product is annotated as trace amine-associated receptor 1-like. The transcript has 6 exons. The record is from RefSeq and is a predicted model, not a curated record. Gene Ontology annotation, biological process: adenylate cyclase-activating adrenergic receptor signaling pathway. NCBI's taxonomy places the organism in Eukaryota, Metazoa, Chordata, Actinopteri, Perciformes, Sebastidae. The coding region runs from base 1 to 1422 and encodes 473 amino acids. Gene Ontology annotation, molecular function: G protein-coupled receptor activity. Gene Ontology annotation, cellular component: membrane.